AAUCAUUCAAUCGCAAAUCUCUCUCUGAAAUCCCAACUCAACAAUGUCAAGAAUGAAAAUCGAUCGCAAGCCUCCUCUGGCCAAGUCCCCCAUUGGGCUCCGGCAGCCCAGUCGGGCCCUCCGAUCAGGCUCAACCUCGCUCCAAACCCCACCAGGGUCGCUGACGAAAUCCCAGAAACCGAGCCGGAUGUGGGACACGGAGGAGCCGGAGCUCCGGCCGGAAUACCGGUCCAUUUCCUGCGAACUGAGGGCGCUGGCUAAGAUGGUGGGCAAGGAAUUCGGGGAUGAAGAUUGCGAAAAGGGCGGCGGGGUUCGUAGAUCAGUGAGUGCUAAUUCAAGCCCUUUGUUUGAGAGGGGCAAGUUCUAUGAGGAGUAUUCUGCAAGGAGAAAUGAGAGGCUGAGGAAGAAGUACGGGGGAACAGGGGAGGAGUUUAAGUCUGCGUUUAAGCAGAAGCUGGGGGUUGCGGUGGAGUCUGCGAAGCGAGGCAGUGGGACUAGGAAGAUUGAGAGCAUGAGGAAAUCUGUGUCUGCUGCCUACUCGGUGGAGACGACAAGCGAGGCGCCGAGGUAUAUGCUGAGGAGUAUGAGCAAGGAGAACAAGAAGCCUCCACUGGCUCAGCCUCCUGUUAUGUAUUCUGCUCAGAAGUCGGCGAUUGGUGGGGGAAGGAAGACAGGAUCUCGAAGAGUUGGGUAUUAGGGGUUAUGGUGUUUGUGUGUUUGGCCUUUUGGGUAUAUGGCUUGCCUUUGAUUCUGUGUUUCUGAAACUCUGGGAUUGGAGUUGGGGAUGAACUAGUGGGAUUAUAUAUGCAUAUGGCUUGCUUUUGUUUAUGGAACUCUAUGUUAUUCGAUCAGAUGUUAUUGUCUGAAUAACAUUUUAGCAGUUCUAGUUAUUGUUCAGAAGAAUAAUAGCUGGACCAAAUUUGA
Molecule: messenger RNA, 924 nt
Organism: Argentina anserina (silverweed cinquefoil)
Lineage: Eukaryota; Viridiplantae; Streptophyta; Magnoliopsida; Rosales; Rosaceae
Exons: 2
Coding region: 44-697 (217 amino acids)
Source: RefSeq, a predicted model, not a curated record